AUGGAGACAUUAGCUAUUCUGACCUACCGAGUAGGAAACUGCAGAGAGAGCGGAAGUAGGACUAUUGGAACGAACUCCCAACGAUCAAGAAGACCAUUUUCUUAUGAUGAUUGGUCGGUCACAAGGAGCCCUUUACGUCCUCUCGUACAUGUCUAUGGUACAUGUAUAUUCAUUCAGAGCAUGCCGACCGAUGCGGUAAUUCACUCUGCCGAUGUUUCAACUGAAAGUGGUGUCCUAAGAAGCUGUCAUUUGACAAUAAAAGAUAACAACAACUUGGGACUAUUUGAAAGCAUCCUAAAGGUGAGCUACGCGAGUGAUCCGAGGGUGAGUAGCACGACUUACGCUCUACCUAAGGUCGGGUCGUCAAUAGAACGCCUGUCCUGUAGCUAG
Molecule: messenger RNA, 390 nt
Organism: Striga asiatica
Lineage: Eukaryota; Viridiplantae; Streptophyta; Magnoliopsida; Lamiales; Orobanchaceae
Source: the annotation of a GenBank genome assembly